Messenger RNA from Schistocerca piceifrons (Central American locust), 911 nucleotides. RefSeq lists its product as uncharacterized. NCBI's taxonomy places the organism in Eukaryota, Metazoa, Arthropoda, Insecta, Orthoptera, Acrididae. The transcript is spliced from 4 exons. The record is from RefSeq and is a predicted model, not a curated record. The coding region runs from base 507 to 911 and encodes 134 amino acids.
AGAAUUUCAUCACUGCCUUGAUUUCUGCAUAUCAGGGCAAAAACGUUCUAAUAGAUGCAGAACAUUCACUGUACCCCAACAAGGUAAACUUGUAACUUCUGUAACGUUCUUUGUGGUCCUUGUAUCUUUAUACUACUUAUAGGUGCAAGUAGAUACAUAAACGUGUAGAGAAGUAUUAUCGACAAAUCUUGUAUUUUUUCUAGAAUGCAAGGAAAGAGUGUUUGGAACAUGUAGCAACAAAAGUGGCCAAAGUCUUGCAAGGCAUUACCGCUGAUGACUACAAGGCCAAAUUCUCAACUUUGUGGUCUCACUAUGGCGCUGAACUGAAGAAAAUACAUCAGAACGAGAGCAGUGGCUCAUCCAGUGCCGUAUACAGGCCAAGAGUCUGGUAGUUUGAUGUUUUACAUUUCCUGAAAGACUUCAUUACACCACGCGAAAGCCGGUGUAACAUUCCGAACAGUGUUGUGCCUCACAACUCUGGUACAGAAAUCCCGAGGACUAGGAAGAUGCCUGACAACUCAGUGAUAGAAAUCAUAAUUUUUUAUGAUGAGAGUAGUAAUAUCGAUAGCCCACCAUGUACACCAAAUAGUGAACGCCCAGAUAUCACAAUUGAUAAUAUGGAUGUGGUGGUAGUUAACAACAGUGCUGAAUUUGAGGUGCCUAGUACUCCAGUGGUUUCUGGUGCAUAUUCCACUACACCAAAAGUUCGGAAGAUGAGAAAGAGUGAUAGUAAUCCCUUACUAAAUACAGUACUGGAGAACUUAAACUCAAAAUUGACCCAAAAGGCAUUAGACCCAUCUCCACAUGAUGCUUUGGGACACUUCAUUGUUGAAGAGUUGUCCAGAAUAAGAAAUCCAAUGACUGUGAGAGACACAAAACAUAAGAUACUGAAAUUUAUCAUGGAAUCUUAA